AUGUCCCUGAUGAACGCUACAGCAAUCUCCCCGGCCGCUGCGCGCGUGCCCAUCCCCCCCAAAGGCGUCGACUACCGCAACAAAAUCGUUCUCGCCCCAAUGGUCCGCUCCGGCGAGCUGCCCUCGCGCCUCCUGGCCCUGAAAUACGGCGCCGACCUCGUCUGGGGCCCCGAAACAAUCGACCGUGCCAUGAUCGGCGCAGCCCGCCGUGUGAACCCCCGUACCGGCACAAUCGAAUUCACCCGCCUGCCAUCCAACGGAGGCCGCCCCGAGAAAGCAGAUAAAGAAUCAAUCAUCUACCGCAUCGACCCAGCCCGCGAGAAAGGAAAACUUAUCUACCAAAUUGGAACGGCAAACCCUGAGCUAGCAGUUCAGGCCGCCCGAGUCGUGGCGGCAGACGUCGACGGCAUCGACGUCAACUCCGGCUGCCCUAAGCCGUUCUCCACAAGCGGUGGUAUGGGCGCAGCCCUCCUCCGCACCCCCGACCUCCUCGUGUCCAUCCUCGAAGCUCUCGUCAAGGAAGUAGGCGAGCCUUUCCAAAUCGGCAUCUCGGUGAAAAUUCGCAUCCUUUCCAAACCUGAGGAAACAGAGGCCCUGGUCUCCCGUCUCGUCAAAACAGGUAUCACAGGCCUGACCGUUCACUGCCGUACGACGCCCAUGCGUCCUCGCGAGCGCGCCAUCCGUGACCAGCUGCGCAUGAUAGCAGGCAUUUGUCGCGAUGCCGGCGUGGCAUGCUUGAUGAAUGGCGACGUGACAUCGCGGGAUAACGGUCUCGCGCUGAUGGCCGAGUACGGCGUUGACGGAGCGAUGAUCGCCACCUCUGCUGAGACGAACUCGUCUUGUUUCCGUGCUGAGGCUGAUGGCGGCGCUGCGCCUUGGAGGGACGUCGUCUAUGAUUACCUGGGCUUCUGUCUGGACUGCGAGAACAGGCUCGGCAACACAAAGUACCUGCUCAACAUGCUGGUUCCGGGCAAGAACAAGGAGUUCAACCAGGCGAAAUUGGCCAAGACGUAUCUUGAUAUCUGCCGUGGCAUGAAAUUCGAAGAUCUCCUUCCUAGGGCUGCUGCUGUUGAUGAGCUGCUUGGGCUCAAGGAUAAGUGGAGUGCCCCGCCUGGCGAGGAGAGUCAGGCCGAGAAGUCUGAAGUUGUGCAGAAAGCUAUGGAGUCUGAGUCUGCGCGUGCAGCUGGUGGCGGUGCGGCCCGGACAAAGACUCCAUCGGCUGCUGUUCAUGGUGGUGGUCCCAUUCGCCGCACUCCUGUUCCCCAGCCGAAGACUGCCAAGGUUGAGGCUGAUCAGUCGACUAUUCCUGCUCCCGAACCUCAGCCUCAGGCUCAAACCCAAACGGUUUGA
Penicillium soppii is the source of this 1350-nucleotide messenger RNA. RefSeq names its product tRNA-dihydrouridine(20) synthase (NAD(+)). The record is from RefSeq and is a predicted model, not a curated record. Gene Ontology annotation, biological process: tRNA dihydrouridine synthesis. Gene Ontology annotation, molecular function: tRNA dihydrouridine synthase activity; flavin adenine dinucleotide binding. The coding region runs from base 1 to 1350 and encodes 449 amino acids. The transcript has a single exon. Gene Ontology annotation, cellular component: cytoplasm. NCBI's taxonomy places the organism in Eukaryota, Fungi, Ascomycota, Eurotiomycetes, Eurotiales, Aspergillaceae.